Trachymyrmex septentrionalis is the source of this 2178-nucleotide messenger RNA. Its product is annotated as FAST kinase domain-containing protein 5, mitochondrial. The record is from RefSeq and is a predicted model, not a curated record. The transcript has 7 exons. Bases 157 to 2178 code for a protein of 673 amino acids. NCBI's taxonomy places the organism in Eukaryota, Metazoa, Arthropoda, Insecta, Hymenoptera, Formicidae.
UUAACCUCCAACAAUCAGUGAAAAGCAAGAUAGAAUAAAAACGAGGGAAGACUCUACCUCUGGAAAUUUGUGACGAAUAUCUUAAAUUUUAAUGUUAAUGAAAUAAUUCAUGGUGAAAGUCUUCAACGAAUAGCAUCUUUUUACUCGGCUUUCACGAUGAGCGUGCUCAUGCAGCGGUUAGGUCGUCUGCGAAGCGUGUACUCGAUGUUAUUGAGAGGUUCUGACAAUAGCAACUUCGUGCACUGGAUGUACGGUGCUUUACCAAAGCAUAAGUAUAGUACUUCGACCGUGGCACGUAUCGAUUCGGAAAAAAUCCUGGGAGUACACGCUAGCACUCCUGACAUCGGCAAUAAGAACGAGAACGAGAACAGUGGUCCAGAAAAGAUACGAGAAAAUGUGUACGGUCACAAUUUUUUCAUGAACUCGUGGAAAUAUAAAAAGUUAGUGAUGCGGCCGAGCACGACGUAUGCUUAUGUCACAAACAAGGAAGCACUGAAAAUCCUGGAACAGGAUUGGAAUUUGAUGACGAACGCUGAAAUAGUAUCCGCUGUAAAGAAACUGUCCUAUAACUUUUCUUAUAAUAAUGAAGAGAAGAUAGAGUUACUCCAAUAUAUGGAAGCUUUCAGCAAACUAAAAAUAGAAAAGUUGACCAACGACGAACUGAUGACUAUAAUGCGGCAUCUGGUACUGUUCAAUUAUAUGAAACACUGUAACUUCUACAUCAAUCUCUGUAAAUUGAUAGAUAAAGAGUGUAUGAAGCGUUUCUUUAAGUUAAGUUUACCAAUAGAGCAGACAUUAUAUCUCUGUGACAUAAUAUAUCAGAUGACACAUGGGAUUAACCGUUAUUUUUCUCAAUACAUGUGGUAUUCCAUUAGGAAGAUAGGCAAUAAACCUCAAAAACUUAGUCCUCAGCAAUUAGUUCAGGUUUUGUUUUUUCUUAAUGUACACCGGAAGCCACCUAUGAAUAUGUAUGAGUUUGAGUAUCAUUUGGAACAGUGCAAGGAUGAACUGUCGAUCAACGAGCUAGGUAUAGCAGCAUUGGGUUUUUUCAAGACUAGUACGAGAAUUCAAAGCGCAGAUUUUCUGAAUUAUAUCAUCCAAAGAUCUAUAGCUGAAAUAAAUGAAAUGCAUAGUGUAAGCAUCGGAAGCAUUAUAAAAUUAGUACGAUAUAGCAUAAAUCUUACACAGUUAAAAUCGCUUCUAGAUUUAUUGAAAGCUUUGACGCCAUACGAGCCACAUUACACGUUGUCAUCUUUAACACAUAUCGCGCAAGCAUGUGGAAGAAUUGCUGUGUACAACGAAGAGCUCAUGGACAGAAUAAUCACAAGAUUAAAUAAGGAAUUAAAGAUUGCGAGAUUGAAGGAUUUUGAAAGACUCCUUUAUUCUUUUGUUAUUCUUGAUAUCGAUUCAAGCAAUAGUGUCUACCAGAACGUGAUCGAGGAAUUGAGGACUACUUGGAAUACUACUCGACAAUUCGAGAUACAGAAGUAUCCAUCUAUAGCUGCACGUAUUCUAGGAUAUUUGGCAACAAAAAGUAUAUUUCCCCUGGAUCUAAUCAGAUACAUCAUGGCACCUGAAUUCGUGUCUAAAACAUUCUGUGGGGGGAAUUACUAUUCUAUUUCGCGCGAAUACCUCGUACUUGAUUACAGCCUUCGAAUAGAAGUACCCGAAUACGAUGGACCAUUUCUGAAACCUACUAUAAAAAGUUCUCUAGAAAAGAAAUAUUUAAAUCCCUAUCUAGAGAGUAAUUUAAGCUCGACUAAGGCGAAUAUGCUUUUCUCGGACGUGUUGGCAACGUGUCAGGAGUUGUUCAACAACAAGACGGACAUAUCGAUAAUUCGUCCGUUACCAUAUUUUAUAACACAGGACAUUGUUUUAUGUUUAAACGAGCAAAAUCAGCUUAUGCCAUCAAAGAAAUACUUUUCGCAAUUUGAAGAGACUGAUAUUAAACGAGUGGACAAGGAGAAAUCAAAUAAUGUCAGGUGGAUUGCCCUCGUUAUAGGACAUCAUGGAUUAUUAGUAAGGAAUUGUCAAAAUAGACCUACUGGAGCGUUAGCUACAAAAAUGAGACAGUUGUCUAUAAUUGGCUACAAGCCAGUCAUGAUAUCAUAUAUGACUUGGGACACACAAUCGCCACAGGAAAAAUGUACAUACAUCAAAAGUCUUAUUAUGAAAUAA